Molecule: messenger RNA, 4297 nt
Organism: Dacryopinax primogenitus
Lineage: Eukaryota; Fungi; Basidiomycota; Dacrymycetes; Dacrymycetales; Dacrymycetaceae
Product: alpha-aminoadipate reductase Lys1p
Exons: 2
Coding region: 1-4227 (1408 amino acids)
Biological process (GO): L-lysine biosynthetic process
Molecular function (GO): phosphopantetheine binding; L-aminoadipate-semialdehyde dehydrogenase [NAD(P)+] activity
Source: RefSeq, a predicted model, not a curated record
AUGUCUACUCGAAUACAGCAAGCAACAGCGCGUCUUCAGUCACUUCCCUCUAUUGCACUCCCCACUGACUACCCACGUCCUUCUCCUCUCCGCCUCGUAGAAGCAGUCCAGUCACACGACCUUCCACUCACAACAUCCCGCGCUCUCCUCAAGCUCGCUCUCUUCCAAGAAGGCGACGAAGGCGACGUCGCCGUAUCCCCAGAAACGCAGGAACAGCCCACCCCAUUCCAGCUCUUGCUCGCUGCCUUCGUCCUCCUCCUACAUAGGUACACAGGCGACACAGACCUCCUCAUAGGCAGCAAAGCGCCCAGCACGCCUGACCCGCUCAUCCUCCGCAUCUCUGUCGAACCUAACGACCCCUUCUGGUCAGUCGUACGUCGUGUACAGAGCACGGAACGCGAUGCAGAAGCCUGUGCGGUGCCUUAUGAAGACCUGCUCGCUGCUCUCCGCUUGCCGAGCGUGACGCCCGACUCACCGGCAAGUGUCUUCCGCGUGAGGUUCUUCGAUGGUACCGACCGCCCGCCAGAUGGGUUCUUGCAGAGCACGACGCUCACGACGGACUUGACGCUGUACGUCACUCGGUCUGCUGCUGCGGACUCUGCGCGCGCGAGUCUGCUACCACAGUUGAGCCUGUCGGUAGCGUACAACUCGCUGCUCUUCACUUCGGCUAGGAUUGCGCAUCUCACAGCCCAGCUAUCCCAGAUCCUCGUCGCUGCCGCCUCAGACCCGCUUGCACCCGUAUCCUCCAUCUCCCUCCUCACGGUGGAACAGUCCAAGGUGCUCCCCGACCCGCGCGCAGACCUCAACUGGUGCGGUUGGGCAGGAGCCAUCACAGACAUCUUUUCGCGCAACGCCGCUUCCCACCCGGAGAAGACCUGCGUCGUCCAGUGUCUCCCUCUCCAGGGAGGAGUGCAGCAGAGAGUCGCGUACACGUAUGACCAGAUAUGGAGAGCGAGCAACAUCCUUGCACAUUGUCUGGUCCAAGGAGGCGUGCAGCAGGAAGAAGUCGUCAUGGUCUAUGCGUACAGGAGCGUAGAGCUCGUCGUAGCCGUAAUAGCGGUGCUCAAAGCGGGCGCGACGUUCUCCGUCAUCGACCCCGCCUAUCCCCCAGCAAGACAGAUCAUCUACCUCAAAGUCGCCAAACCCCGCGGCCUCGUCGUCCUCUCCGGCGCAGGGCAGAUCGCCCCCCAAGUCAGGGAAUACAUCACCACGGAGCUCGACAUCCGUGUCGAAGUCCCCGCCGUCUCCCUCACCCCCUCCACGGUGCUCGGCGGACCAGGCCCCAACUCACAAGACAUCCUCGCCCCCUUCGCCCCUCGUUCCGGGGAGAACCCAGCGAUAACCCUAGGCCCAGACUCGAUCGGCACUCUCUCGUUCACCUCUGGCUCCACUGGUGUGCCAAAAGGCGUCCGAGGGCGACACUUCUCCCUCACCCAUUUCUUCCCCUGGAUGGCGACCCGCUUCAACCUCUCCUCCUCUUCGAGGUACACCAUGCUCUCGGGCAUAGCGCACGACCCUAUCCAGCGGGACAUCUUCACUCCUCUCUUCCUGGGCGCGGAGCUCUGGGUCCCGACAAGCGAGGACAUUGGCACUCCCGGCCGGCUAGCAGAGUGGAUGCGCGAUGCGGGUGUAACAGUGACCCAUCUCACACCGGCCAUGGGCCAGCUCCUGAGUGCGCAAGCCAGUGCCCAGAUCCCCCAUCUGCGAAACGCAUUCUUCGUCGGUGAUAUCCUUACCAAAAAAGACUGUCUCCGGCUCCAAGGCCUCGCUCCCAACGUCCGUAUCGUCAAUAUGUACGGGACGACCGAGACCCAGCGCGCGGUGUCGUACUACGAGAUCCCGGCUCGGGCGGAGCAUCCCGCCGCUUUGCAGGAAAUGAAGGAGACGAUCCCUGCCGGCCAGGGGAUGGUAGACGUCCAGCUGCUCGUUGUGAACCGGCAUAAUAGGGAGAUAAAGUGCGCUGUCGGCGAAGUCGGGGAACUGUAUGUCCGCAGUGGGGGGUUGGCGGAAGGCUACCUAGACCAGGAGAGCACGAGCACCAAGUUUGUCCAGAAUUGGUUUGCCCAGGGACUGAUGUUCGGGGACUCGAUCGAUGGCCCGGCUAGGCGCUACUGGAAGGGCGUCAGGGACCGUAUGUACCGGACUGGCGACUUGGGACGGUACUUGCCCUCCGGGCUCGUGGAGUGCACAGGGCGCGCAGAUGAUCAAGUCAAGAUCCGCGGAUUCAGGAUCGAGCUGGGAGAGAUCGAUACCUGCCUUGCCCAGCACCCCGGGGUGAGGGAGAACGUCACCCUCGUCCGGCGUGAUAAGAACGAGGAGAAGGUACUUGUGAGCUAUUUUGUACCUAUGGAAGGGAUCGACGAGUGGGAAAGCGAGGUCGACGCCAAGGACGAGGAGGGCGCUGUGUCCUUCAGCAGGAGGUAUAGGAGGUUGAUCAGGGACAUACGCGAGCAUCUGCGCAAGAAACUGCCUAGCUAUAGUAUCCCCUCUCUGUUCGUCCCGCUCUCGCGCAUGCCCCUCAACCCGAACGGAAAGAUCGACAAGCCCGCAUUGCCCUUCCCGGAUACGGCUGCUGCUGCGGCAGCAGCAUCGACCGCCGCUCCGACGGAUAUGACCCCUACCCAGAAGACGAUCCACGAUAUCUGGGCUCGGCUGCUUCCUACUCCUUCUCUGCCCAUCUCGCUCGAAGAGAACUUCUUCGACCUCGGCGGCCACUCGAUCCUCGCCACGCGGUUGAUAUUCGAGCUUCGCAAGACGUACGCUAUCGACGUCCCCCUUGGGCUCGUCUUCGACUCCCCGACAAUUGCCGGCUUGGCAGAGGAGGUCGACUUGCUCCGCCAGGUGGACUUUGGUCUGGCGAAAGACACUGCUCCUGAGGUCAAAGUUCCUGUUAGUGGGAAGAAGCCUGUUCCAGCACCGGCGGACGAGUACUCCAAAGACUUUGAUGCGUUGUUGCCCAAGCUUAAGCCUUCCUACGCCCCUCUUCCCCCGGAUUUCGCCACGAAGAAGCUUACGGUCUUCCUCACUGGUGCAACGGGCUUCCUCGGGGCGUUCAUCCUCGCCGACUUGCUUGCGCGGCCCGAACGUGUCGCUAAAGUCAUCUGCCUCGUUCGGGCAAAGGACGAAGCUGCAGCACUGGCCCGCUUGAGGGAGGGCAGUAUAGGCCGAGAUGUCUGGGACGAGAAAUGGGUCACGGACGGUAGGCUGCAAGUCGUCAAAGGUGACUUGGCUGAAGAACGUUUUGGCCUGUCGGUUCAAGUUUGGGAUUCAAUUGCCACGCAGGCUGAUGCCGUGCUGCAUAACGGCGCAUUGGUGCACUGGGUCUUCCCGUACUCCAAACUGCGGGCGGCGAACGUCCUCUCCACUCUUACCGCUCUGGAACUCGCCUCCACACACAAGUCCAAAGCAUUGUCGCUCGUUUCCUCCACAUCUGAUAUCGAUACAGAGCAUUACGUGCGAUUGUCAGAUUCUCUGUCAGAUGGCGAUCGUACCGGUGUACCGGAAAGUGACGAUAUUGAAGGUGCCCGGACUGGGUUGAAAACGGGUUAUGGCCAGUCCAAGUGGGUUGCGGAGAAGCUUCUGAUGGAAGCUGGAAAGCGCGGCCUGCGGGGACAUAUCGUUCGCCCGGGCUACGUCGUCGGCCAUUCAACGUCCGCCGUCACCAACACGGAUGACUUUGUCUGGCGUUUGGUCAAGGGAUGCAUUCAGCUCGGUCUGGUGCCAGAUAUCCACAACACGAUCAACAUGGUGCCCGUCGAUCACGUCGCAAGGAUCACGGCUCUGUCCGCCAUAGACGUCCCUACCAACACGUUCCCCGUUUUGCACGUUGCCGCACAGCCAGCCGUGCGCUUUAAUGAUCUCCUCCUUGGUCUAUAUCACUAUGGGUACAAGGUCCAGCAGAUCGAAUACCUCGUUUGGCGGCGCAAGCUCGAGGAGCAUGUUCUUGAAGUACAGGACAAUGCGCUUUUCCCAUUGCUGCACUUUGUCGUUGAUGACCUACCCACGAGCACGAAAGCGCCCGAGCUGAGCGACAGCAACACUGUUGCCCUCCUGACGAGGAAUAACUCGCCAGAUAGUAUGACUGUGGAUGAGGCUCUAUUAGGCAAGUACCUCGCCUGGCUUGUUGCGACUGGCUUCCUGGAAAACCCGACGGAAAGCGGAAAGCCGUUGCCCAAGCUGAAUCUGCCAAAUGGACAGGUGAAAGCCAUUGGCCGAUCUGGUAUGUAGAUGCCAACCAAAAGGAAUAGAUCCUAGUAUAGAUCUACUGUAUAUCUAAAUGAAAUUUUGAAUUUCAACC